AUUGCUGGUGCAAUUUUCCAGAAAACGAACUCAUAUCACAGGAACGAUCCAACGAAAUUAACCGUCUGAAUUUUGCCGGUGCCGGCGUUGCCCCGGCACUUCCCCUUUCCCUAACCGAAGCGAACGCAGGAGGACGAAAACUCUGCGUUCGUGCACGGAAUCGACGAACGACGCACGCUUGUCCAACGGCGACCCUUUGCAUUUAAGAGGGUUCGCAUGCCCUGUGUGACCCCAGCGACGACGAAGAUGAGGGGCGGCGGCGAGUUCCGGUUCUUCCUGUCGCGCGACAUAAACCUUCCCGUCACCUUCCGGGUCAAGAACUUGGACGGCGCUCUGCCUCCUCCUCAGCGCGCUCCAAACUCAGAGAUUGAUCAUAGCGCAGAGGAGCGAAAGGUGGAGCUAUACGUUGAGUGCUCUCUAUACAUUGACGGUGCCCCAUUUGGCCUUCCCACUAGAACAAGGUUGGAAUCUGCAGGGCCACCAUAUUUUUGGAAUGAACUCAUCACUCUGAGUACUAAAUAUCGAGACUUAACUGCUCACUCACAACUUGCUUUAACAGUCUGGGAUGUUUCUUGUGGAAAAGAGGAGGGGUUGAUUGGUGGGGCUACGAUUCUUCUAUUUAGCAGCAAAAAGCAGCUCAAAACAGGGAAGCAGAAGCUUAGACUUUGGCAAGGAAAGGAAGCUGAUGGCUCAUUUCCGACAAAUACUCCGGGAAAGGUCCCUAAGCAUGAGCGGGGCGAGUUGGAGCGCUUGGAAAAGCUUAUGAAUAAAUAUGAAAGAGGACAGAUUCAAAGAAUUGAUUGGCUAGACCGCCUUGCGUUUAAAGCUAUGGACAAAGUCAAGGAACGGGAGAGCAAUAAAAUUGGGAAUUCCUAUCUAUACCUGGUUGUUGACUUUUGUAGCUUUGAACAUCAAGUUGUUUUCCAGGAAUCUGGGGCGAAUUUCUUACCUCCACCAAUUAUUUCAACAAAUGAACUUGUUAUAGUUUCAGACCCUGAAAUGGGAAGGAUAAAUCCAUCUGAGCACAAGCAACUAAAGCUAGCAAGGAGCUUAACCCGUGGUAUCAUUGACAAGGAUCUUAAACCAAACUCUACCCAAAGGAAGUCAAUACAAAAACUACUUAAAUAUCCUCCUACAAGGACUUUAAGUGGAGACGAGAGGCAGCUCCUUUGGAAAUUUCGCUUUUCUUUGAUGUCUGAGAAGAGAGCUCUCACGAAGUUCCUUCGCUGUGUUGAAUGGAGUGAUGUUCAGGAAGCUAAGCAGGCAUUAGAAUUAAUGGGAAGGUGGGAAACAAUUGAUGUGUGCGAUGCCCUAGAACUUUUAUCUCCUGUUUUUGAAAGUGAGGAGGUUCGUGCAUAUGCUGUCAGUGUGCUUGAGAGGGCUGAUGAUGAAGAGCUGCAGUGCUACUUGCUUCAGUUGGUUCAAGCUCUUCGCUUUGAACGAUCUGAUAAAUCUCGCCUUUCUCAGUUUCUUGUGCAACGCUCAUUGCGUAAUAUUGAGCUGGCCAGCUUUCUCCGGUGGUAUGUUGCUGUGGAACUUUAUGAUUGUGGUUUUGCUAAACGAUACUACUGUACUUAUGAGAUCUUGGAAGAGCAUAUGAUGAAGUUGGCAUCUGUUGUCAUUGGAAAUGAAGAUGGAUUCAAACUCUGGCAAAGUUUGGUGCGUCAGACAGAGUUGACGGCCCAGUUGUGUUCGAUAAUGAGGGACGUUAGAAAUGUACGUGGCAAUACCCAGAAAAAGAUUGAGAAGCUUAGACAGCUUCUUUCUGGUCUUCUAAGUGAGCUCACAUAUUUUGAGGAGCCAAUACGAUCGCCACUCACUCCCGGUGUCCUCAUCACUGGUAUUGAUCCUUCAGAGUCAUCAAUAUUCAAGAGUGCACUUCAUCCUCUUCGUCUUACUUUCAGAACAGCGAGUGGUGGAAAUUGCAAGAUAAUAUUCAAGAAGGGAGAUGAUAUUCGACAAGAUCAAUUGGUUAUCCAGAUGGUCUCUCUUAUGGAUCGAUUACUAAAGUCGGAGAACCUGGAUUUAUGCUUGACUCCGUAUAAGGUACUAGCCACUGGACAAGAUGAAGGCAUGUUGGAAUUUAUACCUUCUCGGUCUUUGGCACAGAUUCUCUCAGAGCAUCGAAGUAUUAUCAGUUAUCUACAGAAGUUUCAUCCUGAUGAGCAUGGACCAUUUGGGAUUACAGCUACAUGCCUUGAUACGUUUAUAAAAAGCUGUGCUGGGUACUCUGUUAUUACAUAUAUACUUGGCAUUGGAGACAGACACCUGGACAACCUUCUUCUCAGGGAUGAUGGACGUCUUUUCCACGUUGACUUUGGUUUUAUUCUUGGCCGGGAUCCUAAGCCAUUUCCGCCCCCAAUGAAACUUUGCAAAGAAAUGGUAGAAGCUAUGGGUGGAACUGAAAGCCAGUACUACACGAGAUUCAAGACAUAUUGUUGUGAAGCAUACAACAUUCUUCGGAAAUCAAGUAACCUAAUCUUGAACCUUUUCCAUCUGAUGGCGGGCUCGAACAUCCCGGACAUUGCUUCUGAUCCUGAAAAAGGAAUCCUUAAGCUUCAGGAGAAGUUCAACUUGGAUCUGGACGAUGAAGCCUGCAUACAUUUCUUUCAGGGUCUUAUCACCGAUAGCGUUAAUGCAUUGUUCCCUCAAAUGGUGGAAACUAUUCAUCGGUGGGCUCAAUAUUGGCGAUGAUUCAGAAAUAUAUCUGGAGUUGCGAAUCUGAAGAUUCAGAACAGGUGCCUUGCUAGUUUCGAGGCCAAAAGUUGAAGGCCAUUUGAGCCAACAAUAUAAUUUACACCAUCAUCUGGGUUCCUGGUCCUGAAUCAGUCUUUAGACACAUGCAAGUUUUACUGAAUCCGGGGGUAAAAGUUCGAUCCCUGACAAUAAAAGCUCCCUUGAGAGCAAUGGCUGCAUUCUGUUGCUGCAGACAGCGAGCGCGCUCAAGGAAACGGGCAGGGGAAAACACAUUUUCUUUCCCUCUUUUUGUUAGAUAUUAUUUAUUAUGUAACUAGGAUCUUGUCUUCUGCCUGGUUCUCUCC
Molecule: messenger RNA, 3041 nt
Organism: Syzygium oleosum
Lineage: Eukaryota; Viridiplantae; Streptophyta; Magnoliopsida; Myrtales; Myrtaceae
Product: phosphatidylinositol 3-kinase, root isoform
Exons: 18
Coding region: 217-2694 (825 amino acids)
Biological process (GO): phosphatidylinositol-mediated signaling; autophagosome assembly; phosphatidylinositol-3-phosphate biosynthetic process
Cellular component (GO): phosphatidylinositol 3-kinase complex, class III, type II; cytoplasm; peroxisome
Molecular function (GO): 1-phosphatidylinositol-3-kinase activity
Source: RefSeq, a predicted model, not a curated record